AUCAGACAUGAAGACAUAACUAAAUGCAAAACUCAAAGAUCUAUAAAAGACACAGUUCAACGUGCUCCCCGUCUAUCAUUUACUUCUUUGAAUCUACAUUUCCUCAAGAUGCAUCCUCUAGUGUUCAUGGUGUUCAUGUUAUUAGCCUUAUACUCUCCUUCUUCUAUAUCCACUAGAGAAGCCGGUGAAGGCCUAAGGGGUUUCAGCAUCGACCUUAUCCAUCGUGACUCACCAUUGUCACCCUUUUACAACCCUUCACUCACUCCAUCAGAACGCAUCACAAACGCUGCCUUACGCUCCGGUUCUCGAUUAAACCGAGUAUCACACUUCCUAGAUGAAAACAAUCUACCCGAAUCUCUUCUAAUCCCAGAAAAUGGUGAAUAUCUCAUGACAUUAUACAUUGGUACCCCUCCCGUGGAAAGGCUUGCUAUUGCAGACACAGGAAGUGAUCUCAUUUGGGUACAAUGUUCCCCUUGCCAAAAUUGUUUCCCCCAAGACACCCCAUUGUUUGAACCCCUCAAGUCUUCCACAUUCAAGGCUGCGACAUGUGAUUCACAACCUUGCACAUCAGUUCCACCUAGCCAACGUCAAUGUGGAAAAGUAGGUCAGUGCAUAUAUAGUUACAGUUAUGGUGACAAAUCAUUCACCGUUGGAGUAGUGGGCACUGAAACCCUAAGUUUUGGUUCCACGGGUGAUGCACAAACCGUUUCAUUUCCUAGCUCUAUUUUCGGGUGUGGAGUGUACAAUAAUUUCACAUUUCAUACAAGUGACAAAGUCACAGGUUUAGUGGGUCUUGGGGGAGGACCAUUGUCACUAGUGUCACAACUAGGUCCUCAAAUUGGUUACAAAUUCUCGUAUUGUUUGCUUCCUUUUUCUUCAAAUUCCACUAGCAAAUUGAAAUUUGGGAGUGAAGCAAUAGUAACCACAAAUGGGGUUGUGUCCACCCCCCUCAUAAUCAAACCCUUGUUUCCAAGCUUUUACUUCCUCAACCUCGAAGCCGUCACCAUUGGACAGAAGGUGGUGCCAACGGGUCGAACCGAUGGCAACAUAAUCAUUGACUCAGGCACGGUGUUGACGUAUCUUGAACAAACCUUUUACAACAAUUUUGUGGCUUCGUUGCAAGAAGCCCUUAGUGUUGAGUCAGCGCAAGAUCUUCCAUUUCCGUUCAAGUUUUGUUUUCCAUAUCGUGACAUGACUAUUCCUGUUAUUGCGUUUCAAUUUACCGGAGCUAGUGUUGCACUGCAGCCUAAGAACCUUCUCAUUAAGUUGCAAGAUAGGAACAUGCUUUGCUUGGCGGUGGUGCCAAGCUCACUAAGUGGAAUUUCCAUCUUUGGAAAUGUUGCACAGUUUGAUUUUCAAGUGGUGUACGAUCUCGAAGGGAAGAAAGUUUCUUUUGCUCCUACGGAUUGCACUAAAGUUUAAUUAAUUAAUUAAUUAAAAUAUAUAAAAGAAAUUAAAGAAAAUGUUUAACUUGUUGCUUCUUUUCAAUAAUAACCGAUUCAUUGCUAAAUUCGAAAGGGGAUAUUUUAUUUUCUAUGAUAUAUAGGUAUGUUUGUCCUUUGAAAUGCUUGAAACAAUGUUUGUAGCAAAUAAACUUUGUUAGGGCUGGGAUUUGCUGUACGGGUACCGGUUAAAAUACUUCUUGAAUUCUUAUGGUAAAAAUGUCUUGUAUUUAUUGUACAUGAUUGGUACCUCAAUCUGAGCUAUAGAUAUACGAUUUUUUUAUUCGGUCAAAGAAAGAUAUAUUUAUGUAGAGUGAUGAUGAUAUAUAUAUGGACAUCAAUAUUUUUUAUA
This is a messenger RNA of Glycine soja, 1794 nucleotides long. RefSeq names its product aspartic proteinase CDR1-like. Gene Ontology annotation, molecular function: aspartic-type endopeptidase activity. The coding region runs from base 109 to 1422 and encodes 437 amino acids. The transcript has a single exon. NCBI's taxonomy places the organism in Eukaryota, Viridiplantae, Streptophyta, Magnoliopsida, Fabales, Fabaceae. Gene Ontology annotation, cellular component: extracellular region. The record is from RefSeq and is a predicted model, not a curated record. Gene Ontology annotation, biological process: proteolysis.